Molecule: messenger RNA, 762 nt
Organism: Emiliania huxleyi CCMP1516
Lineage: Eukaryota; Haptophyta; Isochrysidales; Noelaerhabdaceae
Exons: 1
Coding region: 1-762 (253 amino acids)
Source: RefSeq, a predicted model, not a curated record
AUGCUGCUCGCCAGCUCGCUCGUCGGCCUCGAUCCGCCGGGUGCCUCCGGCUGGUGCUCCUCGUGCGGGCGGCCGCACUCGUUGCCUCGCACUGCGCAGGCGGAGAUGGAGGCGCUGUCGCUGCUGCGGCGCAUCGAGCAGAGCGGGCGGUUCGACUUCACCGCCGCCGAGCCAGACCCGCGCUUCGGCCUGACGCAGGAGCAGCGGCGGACGGGCAAGAUGCUCGGCGUGCUGCUCUGCUCGGACGGCACCGUGCUGCGCGCCUUCAGCGGCAUGCUGGGCGGGACGUGGCACUGCCCAGGGUGGGCGCCGCCCGUUGCCGGCCUGACGCUGGAGGACGCGGAGCCGGCGGCCGCGUUCGGAGAGAUUGUGCGCCUCGUCGCAAGAGCCGACGCUGCGGCGGAGCCCGAGCGCGGCCGGCUUCGGCGGGCGCACAGGGAGCGCUCGGCCGCGCUCUCGCAGGCGCUCGGCGCCAGCUACGUGUUGCGCAACGCGCGCGGAGAGGAGGCGGGCGUGCCGGAGCUGCUGCGUGCUCAGGGCGUGCGCCCGCCCGGAGGCGUGGGCGACUGCGCGGCGCCAAAGCUCCUCACGGAGGCGCACAGGCGCAGGCUAGUGCCCGAGGCGAUCGCGGAGGUGUGGUGCGGGCCGCCCGCCAAGACGCGCACGCACGGCAGCUUCCACGCCGCGUGCCGGGAGCGGUGCGAGCCCAUCAUGGGUUUCCUGCUCUGUGGGGUGCCGGCGGCGUGCGGCGCCGACGGAUAG